AUGGUGACCCUAGUUUUCUUUUUAUUAACUCCCCUCCUAACUCAGCUCUCGUGCCAUCCACCUGCGAUCGACCACGAUGAAUUCUGCCAUCACCUCACCUCACUUGUCUCUUUCUUUCUUUCUUCCUUUCUUUCUUUUGUAUUCUAUUUUUUCUUUCUUUCCGUACGUCUUUCUUUCUAUUCCUUUCUUUCUUUCUUUCUUUUGUAUUCUAUUUUUUCUUUCUUUCUUUCUAUUGUAUUCUCUUGUAUUUCCUUCUUUCUUUCUUUCUUUCUUUCCUUCCCUUCUUUGUGUAAGUCUUUCUUUCUUUCAUUCUUUCUUUCAGUAAGUCCUUCUUUCUAUUUUAUUCUAUUGUAUUUUCUUUCUUCCUUCCUUCUUUACUUCCCUUCUUUCUUUCUUUCUUUCUUUAAGUCUUUCUUUAAGUCUUUCUUUCUAUUGUAUUCUAUUCUAAUGUACUUCCUUCCUUCCUUCCUUUUCUUCUUUCCUUUCUUUCUUUCUUUUCCUUCUUUCAUUCCUUCCUUCUUUCUUUCUGUUGUAUUCUAUCCUAUCUUUCUUUCUUUGUUUCGUUCUUUCUUUCUUUCUUUCUUUCUUUCUUUCUUUCUUUCUUUCUGGAAGUCCUUCUUUCUAUUGUAUUCUAUUGUACUUUCUUUCUUCCUUCGUUCCUUUCUUUCUUUUCAGGCCUCAUUUUUUCCUUUAACUCGUAUUUUUCAUUCACCUUUCUUUCUCCUUUUCUUCAGUCGCGUUUUUCUUUCAUAUUUUUCUUUUCUUCUUAUCCUGCGUUUCGUUUAUUCCAUCUUCCUUUAUUCUUUCUCUUCUUCUUCUUCUUCUUCUUCUUUUUCUUCUUCUUCUUCUUCUUCUUCGCCAGUUGAGAUGUUCUUUCGUUCUCUCUUUCCUUCUCUUUAUUCGCUUAGCCUUUCCACUUCUUCGUCAGUCAAGACUAUCUUAUCAUUUGUUUUCAGAUCCUUUUUUCAUUCAAUUCUACCGCCAUCCACUUCCUUUCGCUUGUCUUCUUCCCGUGCACCAUCGCCCGUCUCUUGCCACAUUUCACAUACCCCCGCCCCUGAACCUGCCACACCAUCAAAGGCCCGGAUGUGA
This is a messenger RNA of Acanthosepion pharaonis, 1092 nucleotides long. The record is from the annotation of a GenBank genome assembly. Lineage: Eukaryota; Metazoa; Mollusca; Cephalopoda; Sepiida; Sepiidae.